AUUUUCCAACCACGAGACGAAAAGAGCAUCACGUCAGCUCUCUAUCCGGUGUACAAACACUGAAAAAUCCGAAUACAAUAAUCCCCCAAAUUAUAGGAGCUGUGUCGACAUAGUGUCAUACCUGUCGAUCACGUGGGGCCGCCACCGGAGAUUCCAUUGUCCACCGGAUCGUACCCCACGCCACCAAAGGGGACGACUUACCACCCGACGACCAUCUUUUCCUUCCAUCUUCUCUACCCCCAUUCUACCGAGGGUUUGGGUUUCCGAGAUGGAGUUCCAGCAGACAUCGCCGGUGGAUUCUUCUGUUUCGGUUCCUGCGCUGGAGAUUUCAGAGGAUCUGUCCGCCUCGACAGUCUGGGACUGGGGUAACCUCCUUGAUUUCGCGCUUGAGACGGAAGAUACUUUGAGUCUUCCAUGGGAUGCCGCCGAUCUUCCCCGGCUGCCGUUGUCCGAGGUGGAAACCCCCGCUGAUCCGCCGCCUGUUAUUGCGCCGGUGGCGGGGAGCUCGAAUCGGGUGAGGAAGCGAGAUCCGAGGCUGGUGUGCGCAAACUACCUGGCCGGGCGGGUGCCGUGCGCUUGUCCGGAGGUGGAUGAGAAGGAGUUGGAGGGGGAUGAGGAGGAGGAACAGGUGUUCGGGGGGAGGAAGAGGGCGAGAGCGGGGGUGGUGAACGUCGGGGUGCGUUGCCAGGUCCCGGGAUGUGAGGCGGAUAUUAAGGAGCUCAAGGGCUAUCACCGGCGCCAUCGGGUCUGCCUCCGUUGUGCUAAUGCUUCGUCAGUGAUGCUUGAUGGCGAGGAGAAGCGGUAUUGCCAGCAGUGUGGCAAAUUUCAUGUACUGCUUGACUUUGAUGAAGGUAAGAGAAGUUGUAGGCGGAAAUUAGAGAAACACAACAGAAGGCGUCGGAGAAAACCUGCUGAUUCAAAUAAUGUAGUGGAAAAAGAAAAUCUAUCUCAGGCAGAACUACAAGAAAAUGUCUUUCGUGAUUCAGAUCAAAUACAAGGGACGCCAGAAGCUUAUGCAUGCAAAGCUGUUGAUAAUGGUGAAAGCAACAAUUUAGUAGAUGGGGAGAUGUUUUUGGAUUGUGAAAAUGGGAAUGGUUUCCCUGGAUGUUCAUUUACUGGAGUUGAACAGGCCCAAACCAAAAGUCCUCUAUUAUUUGCAGCUUCUGCAGAAGCUCGUGUAGAUGACAGAAAAGACCAUCCACAAUCUGCCUUUUCGUCCACAAGUUGUGAUAAAAAGGCUUCCUAUUCGUCAAUGUGUCCUACAGGCCGCAUAUCAUUUAAGCUUUAUGAUUGGAACCCUGCAGAGUUUCCUAGAAGACUACGACUUCAAAUAUUUCAGUGGUUGGCAAGCAUGCCGGUUGAGCUCGAGGGGUAUAUUCGUCCUGGAUGUACAAUCUUGACUGUAUUUAUUGCAAUGCCUCAACAUAUGUGGGAAAAGUUAUCUAAAGAUGGGGCUCUCUAUGUGAAGCAUUUGGUCAAUUCAUCCGAAAGCUUGCUGUCUGGAAGAGGCAACAUUCUUAUAUAUCUUAGUAGCAUGAUCGUUCAUGUUUUGAAAGAUGGGACAUCACAUAUAAAGAUGGAGGUGAAUGCUCCUAGACUUCAUUAUGUUCAUCCUACUUAUUUUGAAGCUGGGAAAGCGGUGGAGUUCUUUGCUUGUGGAAGUAACCUUGAUCAGCCUAAAUUACGGUUUCUUGUCUCUUUUGCUGGAAAGUAUCUGGCGUGUGAUGCAUACCGUGUCAUAUCUAAUGAGAAACUCAGAUAUUAUGGUGUAAAUUCGUUGGUUUCUAGCAGUAAUUGUGAGUAUGAAGUCUUUAGGAUAAAUAUAAAACAGACAACUCCAGACAUUUUUGGCCCUGCAUUUAUUGAGGUUGAGAACGAAUCAGGAAUAUCCAACUUUAUUCCGAUUCUUAUUGGGGACGAGCAAGUAUGUUCUGAACUAAACAAAAUGCAAGGUGCAUUAACUUUCUAUCCAAAUGUUCAUGAACAUAACAGUAUAUCAAAUGCAGUUUUAGCCAAUGCAGCAAUCAGUGAGAUUAAUGUGACCAUAUCAGAUCUACUGGUGGAUAUAGCUUGGCUGCUCAGGGAGCCUUGUAAAGAUUAUAAUGAAUCAUUACUGGGUUCAUUGAAUGUUCAGAGAUUAAAAUAUAUAUUACAGUUUUCGAUGCAGAACGAGUUAAUCACCGUAUUAAAGGCAAUACUAAAGUAUGUGGGUAUUAUGAUUCAUGAGGCUGGUUUUCAGAAUUCUGAAAAUUUGACCGUCAGUGCUGAUUUUGAUGAGCUUUUAGAAUUCAUGAAAACUGCAAAAGAGUUUCUUGAUCAGAGAAUUCAGCACAAGGAAAGAUCAAAAUUGGAUCAUAGGCACUCAAAUUUUAUGGAAACAGUGCCGAUAAACCUUGUGAAAAAUACAAUGGUUAUAAUGCCUCCUACAAAUCUGUUUGAGGAUGGAAGAAGAAAUUCACAUGCUUUGGUUGCAACUGCGACUGUGCAUUCUGUAGACAGUGAUGAAAACACUUCUCCUGCACCCAAAGAUAUAAGUUGCAGUAAGAUUAGCUUCCUGCGCUUGAAUUCCUGUUUGGCUUCCAACCAUUGGGCAAUCAAUAUGUUCUCAACACCAAUCUCUAGGAGAUGGCCUGCUCUAUUUGUAAUGGGCAGUUUUCUUAUGUGCUUUGUUUUUUGUAUGAUCCUUUUGGGCCCACAUAAGGCCACUGAUUUUGCAGUUUUUAUGGGAAGGUGUUCUCUCCCAAGUUCAAAUCUGUAGAGAAGAGCCACAUUCAUCUUAUCUUUACCAACUCCUUUGUAUCAUUUAUUUAUCCCGUGAUGUGUAGA
This is a messenger RNA of Phalaenopsis equestris, 2826 nucleotides long. Its product is annotated as squamosa promoter-binding-like protein 9. The record is from RefSeq and is a predicted model, not a curated record. The coding region runs from base 269 to 2758 and encodes 829 amino acids. NCBI's taxonomy places the organism in Eukaryota, Viridiplantae, Streptophyta, Magnoliopsida, Asparagales, Orchidaceae. The transcript has 10 exons. Gene Ontology annotation, cellular component: nucleus. Gene Ontology annotation, molecular function: DNA binding.